AUGCUAAUAGACGCAAUUCAUGGUGCCAAGAUGACUACUAAGCUUCUAGUGUCGCUGAAGGUACUCGUAAUUCAGCUGAAUCCGCAAAUUGGGCAAGUAGAUCAAACAAUAAAGAGAACGUGGUCUAUAUUGGAUAAGGUUAUGAAAAGUGCUACCUAUGUAAAACCUGACAUAGUAUUAUUCCCCGAAUUUUCCUUGACAGGGUACAGUUUCCACUCCAAAAAGGAUAUUUUACCUUAUGUUACCAAGAAAGAUGAAGGGCCCUCUUUUCAACUGGCCAAAUCAAUAUCUGAGAAGCUUCAAUGCUACACAAUAAUAGGGUAUCCUGAAAAGGAUGAUGAACAGAAGUUAUACAAUUCCGCCCUUGUGAUCAAUCCGCAGGGGGAGCAGGUUUUCAAUUAUAGGAAGACUUUUCUCUAUGAUACGGAAAUGAAUUGGGAUUGCGAGGAGAAUCCAGAGGGAUUUCAAACGUUCCCUAUGAAUUUUUCAAAAUGUGCCAAGCUUCCAAAUGAGGACUCUUAUACCAGAGACGUGACUUUGAAAACAUCGAUAGGCAUCUGUAUGGACUUAAGUCCCUACAAAUUCAAAGCUCCCUUUAAUCACUUUGAGUUCUCUUCUUUUUGCGUUGACAAUAAUGUCGAGUUGAUUUUAUGUCCAAUGGCGUGGCUAAAUUCUACUUCCAUCACUGACAAACAGACAUUACAUAACAAUUCAUUAUUAGAGUCAGCGAAGAACAAAAUAGCUUUCGAUUUAAAGGAACAAGGACUACCCCUGACUGGGUCUCAGGGAGUUUAUCAGCUUAAAAUUGGCGAUUCGCAACGUACCGCCAGAGUGCCUUCUGACGAAAGCACCAGUGAAUAUAAAGAUAUGGACGAACCAGACAUGUCGAACGUGAACUACUGGAUUCUACGAUUUUUCCCCUUUUUGUACUACAAACCAAGAACUGACUGGUUUAAUAAUUCAUCGCUUCUCGAGAACAUUUUGAUUAAAACUAGAAUGCCCCCAGAUCAUGAAUAUUAUAAGGAUGGGAAGCACAAGGAGGACACCAUGGACUUAUUGAAUUCUGAAGAUAUGGUAAGGGACGCCAUACUGGAAAAGACAUUUUUGGGAGCUUCCAUUAGAAAGCCUUGGAAGUUCCAAGGAAAGAAUGCGGUUCUGGUGGUAGCUAACAGAUGUGGUACUGAAGAUGGCACUACAAUAUUUGCAGGAAGUUCAGGCGUUUACAAAUUCAAUGGUAAGGAACCUGGAGAUUUGCAGAACGAUGAUGAUAUCCCGCUUGACUCCCUCAAUGAAAGUGUAGAGUUGCUGGGUAAUUUGGGCAAGGGCCUAGAAGGCGCUAUAUUGCGUGAAGUCCACUUUGAGGUAUUAAGGUGA
Molecule: messenger RNA, 1374 nt
Organism: Saccharomyces paradoxus
Lineage: Eukaryota; Fungi; Ascomycota; Saccharomycetes; Saccharomycetales; Saccharomycetaceae
Gene: NTA1
Product: amidase
Exons: 1
Coding region: 1-1374 (457 amino acids)
Biological process (GO): protein catabolic process
Molecular function (GO): protein-N-terminal glutamine amidohydrolase activity; protein-N-terminal asparagine amidohydrolase activity
Source: RefSeq, a predicted model, not a curated record